AUGGUUGCUCCUAUAAGCACUAACGACGCAUUUCUAAAUGCGGAAAUGGAUUUUGGUUUGAAUAUGCUCCGACAAUCGCCUACAACUGAGCAACUGGUCGUCUCACCGAUUUCUAUCAUAUUCGCUCUCGCUAUGGUACAGGCUGGUGCAAGAGGGAAGACGAAGACGCAAAUCAACCAAGUUAUUUCAAAUGGUGCAACGGAUGAAGAGAUCAUCAACUACUACUCUAGCCUUUCUAAAGACAUUCCCAUUUCCAACGAAGAAGUGGAGACAAGGAUGGCGAACGCGCUUUUUCUCAACAAGGAGUUCUCUAUCGAGAAGCAGUACGCUGAUGCCAUCAGUGGAAAUUACUCAGCAAAAGUAGAAGCCCUAGACUUUCGGAACGCAAAACAAACGGCCCAGAAAAUUGACAAAUUUGUGAGCGACGCGACGAUGGACAGAAUAAAAGAUAUUGUCACGGAGAGUACCGUAGAAGGCGCCGACUCUCUCAUAAUUAACGCCAUUUAUUUUCACGGAAAAUGGCAGCACGCGUUCGACAAGCGCUAUUCCAGAAAUGACACUUUUCACAGCUCCACAGUCAAGCAGAAGGAAAUAGAAUAUAUGAAUGGUAACAGAGUGGUUCAGUACUACGCAGAGGAUGAAGAUAUGCAAGUCUUGUCAUUACCUUAUUUCGACACAUCCUAUGCUUUCAAUAUUCUUCUUCCCAAGAAAAGAUUUGGCCUUGAGGAGCUCAGAAAGAAACUGGACGGCAAUACCGUAAAAAAGGCGUUCUCACAGCUUAAGUCGACGAAUUUACUGCAGAUCUCUAUCCCAAAAAUGAAGAUUGAGACCGAUUACAAACUAAAAGAAGCGCUGAUGGCGAUAGGGGUUACCGAAAUGUUUUCUAACGGUGCUGAUUUGACAGGAAUCACAAGGUCACCUCCAUUGAAGGUUUCUAGUGCUGCACACAAAGCUCUAAUUGAGGUUGACGAGAAAGGAACUACAGCAGCUGCAAGCACAUUCGUCAGAUUCGUCCGAAAGCGCCAAAGAAUAUUUCGGAAAAAAUUCAAAGCAGAUCACCCUUUCAUUUUCAUGUUAACUAAAAAUCAUAAUCCUCUAUUCAUCGGACAGUUUGUUUGA
Molecule: messenger RNA, 1119 nt
Organism: Necator americanus (New World hookworm)
Lineage: Eukaryota; Metazoa; Nematoda; Chromadorea; Rhabditida; Ancylostomatidae
Exons: 10
Coding region: 1-1119 (372 amino acids)
Molecular function (GO): serine-type endopeptidase inhibitor activity
Source: RefSeq, a predicted model, not a curated record